This is a messenger RNA of Neodiprion fabricii, 3940 nucleotides long. RefSeq lists its product as uncharacterized. Gene Ontology annotation, cellular component: centrosome; centriole. The record is from RefSeq and is a predicted model, not a curated record. Lineage: Eukaryota; Metazoa; Arthropoda; Insecta; Hymenoptera; Diprionidae. The transcript is spliced from 4 exons. Gene Ontology annotation, biological process: mitotic spindle organization; smoothened signaling pathway; centrosome duplication. Bases 238 to 3339 code for a protein of 1033 amino acids.
CGCUUGGGUGACAGUGGACGACAUCGACAUUGCCGUUUUAUAAUUGAACUUAUACAACUAUUUCCGAAAUAAUCAUCAAAGUGUGUUUUAUUGGUGCAUUUCGAUAGUGCCACGUGAGAUACCUUCAUACCGUGUAACGUCGGUUUUUAUUAUUCGAAAUGAAAUCAAUGCUCAUUCCACUUCUGAAUAAACAUUAUCACUGAGCUUGAUCAGCUGAACUCUGAAAGUCACUUCAACAUGAAUUCCAUCCAUCGCAAUAUUUCAAAUGAUUUUGAACCACGGGAACUACCUAAGCAAGCUCCUCGCUUCGAUAGCCCACCUGUUCCAUCUGUUCCUGAGGUGUCGUUGAUCUUUGAUAAAUCGCACGAUGCAAAAGCCUUUGACUACAAUGUUAGGAGAUCACCGUCGAUAGAUAAGUACGAUUCAUAUGCUACAUGGAAACAAACCACACUAGCAUCAACUGGAUCAAACCUUGAUCAUAUCACUCAAAAAUCUCGUCAUUCCGCUGGGUCACCAUUAGAACGGUGUCACAGUCAAAGUAAUGCUCAUCAAUUGCAUAAGAAUCUGGUAACUAAUCAAUCGCUAAGACAUAGCAGGAGCGAUCCAAGCUUGAUAAAGCAGAUUGAUGCUUUGAGUACCGUGCAAGGAUAUAACAAAGAUGUUUUGCAAAGUCGUCAUACAUUCUCUUCUACCGGAAAUCAUAUGUCAAGAAACACUCCGCAUAAUCAUGGUAAUUUUGAGAAUAAUUUAAAACACAUGGAAGGUGAACAACAGUAUUUUGAUAGAGGGAGGCAACAAAACAUUACAAACACUCCUUAUAAAUAUGAUGACCAACAUUCUUUGACACAUGCAAAUUCUAAUAUGAGAUCACAGCAUCAUAAUCCUGAUCCUACAUAUAUGAACUGUGAUCCUAAAAUGCAAAAAUUAGGUGUUAACCCUUAUGCAAAGUCACCGAACAAAUUGCAAACAGAUCUUCUACAUCCUGGUUUACAGAACUCCAGUUUUCAUCCUGGAACAUCGAUGAAUCAAAAUUUUCAUCGUAAUAUGUUCUCCGGAUUUUAUCAGGUUCCACCAUACUGUGAUUCAGAAUAUGGGUAUCCUUAUCCUCAUCCAUAUUUACCAAAUUAUCAGGGUUCAAGGAAUGAAAAUGAAGACACUGUCAAAAAUUUGCUACAAUUGAUAAACAACCAGAGUGAACAAAUCAAAUCCUUACAAUCUCAAGUUGAAAGAUUGCUUAAAAUUCAAGAAGAGAGCCUCAAAGAUCGGGAGAAGUGUAAUUGUGCACGCAAUAUGGGUCUGGUAAAUAAAAGCUGUGAACAGAAUGCUCAGUUGAGUAUUCAAACCACACAUAAGAAUCCUGGUUCUCCUUCUGGAAAUACUUUACCAUUGUCUAGAGAUGAUCUAAUAGUACCGCAAAGGCACAAUGGCACUAUAGAAAGGAAUAUGAUUGGUUCAACAAAUGUUAAAGAAAGUAAAAUACAUUCUGCUUGCGACUACAACAAUCAAAACAAUGAUGGACGUUUAAACCAAGCUACCCGCGAUGAGCAGUUGAAAAAUAAAAUUUUAGAACAAAAAGUUUCCAUCGGUGUAAUGACUAGCUACGAAUUUACUGUACAAAACAAUCCGUUUGCUUCAGAAGGUGAAGAUCAUCGACAGUAUUACGGGCACACACAGGCAGAAAUAGAUAAAGAAUGUCCACCUAACGAAAAUCAGGGAUUACUUGAGCACGGUGAUAUCUCACAAGCAUGUCAAAAUGUGUUUUCUAGAGUUUCAAAUUUACCGUUAGAAAAUAUAAUUGAAGACACUGAAAGUCAUCUUUCCGUGAGUCAGCAGCCAAGUAGUGAUUUUCAUUCUAGUCCAACGAUAGAUGAAUUUAAAUCGUCAGAAUCUGCAAAUAGAAAGAUUACAAAGAAUGUUCCUGUUAGAAAAACUCCUGAAAGUAAUACAAAAUUAUUGGAUCAUGAAAAUCCAGAAUUUACAGCAAGCAAUAAUCACUUUUCUACUCAGCAAAAUCAACACCAGGAUAUACAGGAACAAUUAAAAAAUACGCGGCCAUUACAAAGUCCAAAAAAUGUUGAAAAUAUGUCGAUGAAACAGAACUUUCGCACAGAUCAUUUUUCAAAACAAUGCUAUCCCAUAGUGAGGUCUUCAGGAUCUCUUGAUCAUCACGGACGAAAUUCUAAUGACCAACAUUUUUUUACACAAGCUGGUGAAAAGACCAUUUCUUCUCUUCCGCAUAGAUCAGCUACAAUUGCUGUGAAGCAGCAACACAAUCUGCCAAUCUAUAACUCAUCCACGCAGCAGGAAGAAUCAAAUUCCCCUUACCGUUUUGAAGAUCAAAAGAAAAAUAAGAAAGUUGCCGGUCAAGACAGCCCUGGUAAUUAUUUUGAAAGUGAAGGUUCCUCUGGCCAAACUCAUGAACCAAGAUUGCUUCAACCUCCUACAACUUAUAUUAAUGAAAGAAACAAAAUUUCAUCUCGAGCUAAAAUGAGCCCGGAAAAUGGCGUUGAAGAAAGUAUAGUGCUAAACAGUGGAGAAUUAGAGAUAAACGAGCAACCUCCACCUAGUCCGGAGCCCAGCAUACAUGUUGAAAUGCAAGAAUAUUCUAGUGACGAAGAAAGUGAUAAACAUGGGGGUGAAAUUGGAAUAGAUAAGCAAACGCCUAAAGUUGGUUGGACAUUUUAUAAUAACGUUUUGGGACAAGUCAAUCAAAUUUUGCAAAAUUCUCCAAUUACUAGAAACUUCAAGGAAAAGCCAGUAGACAAAAAAAAUGGUAUAGAUGAUUUAAGAAAAAAAGCAACAGUAGAAUCAGUUAAAGUUACAACUAUGGAACAAUUAAGGCAGCUUGGAAUUAGUUUUGCUGAAAAUAAUGAUCCUGCAGAUGUCAAUGAUACAAGUAAUAAAAAAGUUACUUUUGAUUCAUCCUACUACCCACGUUUGGAAUAUCGAGGCAAUAUGACUCAAGCGACCAGUACAAUGUCUGAAACGGAUACAAGCAUGCAUAUGAAUGCAUUAGCAUUAAAAUACUUGAGUGACGAGCAACUUGGAGAACUAGCGUUACAGAAACAUAGUGCAGAAACGCUUAAACAUCUUAUGGUCAGUAACGUCCAAGGCACCAAUAUGUCAUUUGCUACUAUGCGUUACCUCGAAAGAUACCAACUUCUACCGACGAAUAAUAAUCCACAAGUUGACGAUCAACGGAGAGUCAUAGAUAAAACCAAGAAUGAGGUACUGAGAAAUCCGGAAAGACCGCCACUAAGUAGCCAGAUGACCAGAAUGAGCUGCCCCAGUAAAAUUUUGGACAUUUCUACUUUGAAACAGCAGCCAAAAUUACUCUAAUAUUGUUUACUCGUAAUACCUUAUUCGUGUAUUAAGAAAACAUAUGACUUCUAGAUGAAGUAAUGUGAAUUUAAGAUAGAUAGGACAACAGAAAACAGAGCAAGUUCUUGUUCACGCACAUGUACAUACAUAGACCACUAAGCAAAUUUUAACUGUAACCUUGUAGAAAAAUGAUAGCUUGUAUUUGUAGUAAAUUUAGUGAGAUUUACGAACCGAUUUAGUUAGCAUCAGAAGACUUGAAGAGGUGAAAUGCAAAUUCAUAUUUUCUAUUGCGAAUUAUAAGAAUACCAGGAGAUUCAUCGAAGGUUAAAAAAUCAAAAACGUAAUUUAACAAUAAAUAGUUCAAAAUUUAUUAUGCAACAGAUACAUAAUUUAGAUCUGUGGCGUUUAUUGAGAUCUCCGUAUCAUAUUACCAAAAAUAAGUUUCUACAACACAAUAAAAUAUCGUGAUAUAUCAUAUCCUAACCAAACAACUUGCCUAAAAUAAAUGAGAAUACUUCUAGAUUGAAUAUUAUGUACAAAGAAUUAUAAUUUUGACUAAUUAUCGUAUGUCUGUUUAAGUCUCGAUCCUUUUUCUUGUGGAGUACAGUCUCCAUAUUCU